Messenger RNA from Penicillium arizonense, 2007 nucleotides. RefSeq lists its product as uncharacterized. The transcript is spliced from 5 exons. Gene Ontology annotation, molecular function: transketolase activity. Gene Ontology annotation, biological process: pentose-phosphate shunt. Gene Ontology annotation, cellular component: cytosol. Bases 1 to 2007 code for a protein of 668 amino acids. The record is from RefSeq and is a predicted model, not a curated record. Lineage: Eukaryota; Fungi; Ascomycota; Eurotiomycetes; Eurotiales; Aspergillaceae.
AUGGUUGAAUACGGGGUUGCUGAUGCUCCCACGGAGCCGAACUCCUCUUUGGAGGAAACAAACAAGACUGGUCUAUGCCAAAGCUUGGCCAGCGAUAAGCAAAACCUCACAGAGGAUGAAAAAGCUGUGAUCACGGUACGUAGUCUGGUUUUUGACCUCACACAUCAAAAUGGCGGGGGUCAUGGGGGAUCAGCCCUCGGGCACGCGAGCAUGUUCUUGUACAUCAUGAACUAUCUCACUGGAUUCGAUGACUGGACCAUGGAUGAGCUAAAAGGCUAUGGUGCACCAAAGGAAAAUGGCUUCACCACAAUUAGCCACGGGCACCCAGAACGCGAAGUCCCGGGUAUAGAGAUGACGACUGGUCCUUUAGGUCAGGGGAUCGCCAAUGCAGUUGGCCUUGCUAUAGCUUCCAAGAAUCUUGGGGCUCGCUUCAACAAGGAUAAAUUCCCUCUAUUUGCCUCUAGGGUUUACUCGAUUUCCCUCGCGGGUCACUUGAAAUUAAACAACCUCAUCGUCACCUACGAUAACAACUCAGUGACAUGUGAUGGCCCUCUCGACUGGAUCAACUCCGAAGAUAUCAAUGAAAAAAUGCGGGCUUGCGGUUGGUAUACCAUUGAUGUGAUGGACGGUGCACAUAACGUUCAGGGAAUCGUUGCAGCUCUCGCACAGGCGAAACUUGUGUCCGACAAGCCUGUCUUCAUCAAUAUUCGCACUGUGAUUGGAGUUGGAACACUUGUUGCCGGGACCGCAAAAGCUCACCACGGCUUGUUUGAUAAAGCCAGCAUUGAAACAUCAAAGCGCCUUAUCGGUCUCGAGCCCCAGAGUUCACACACUGUACCCGACUCUAUACUGAAAUUCUUCCGCGAGCGCAAAGACCAUGGGGAGAUGCUGCAGCGUGAAUGGAAUGAAAUGUUGGUGGAAUAUACGUCUUCAUUCCCUGACGAGGCGAAGCAAGCUCUGCGUCGGAUGGGUGGAGAGCUUGACAGAUCGGUCUUGGAAACACUGUCAACCUUGGACAGUGUCAGCCUUCGGGGUCUGGCGACGCGAGAGACGAAUGGAAUUAUCCUUGAGAAAUUGUGGGAACUGUGCCCUGCAAUAUUUGGUGGUGGAGCAGACCUGGUCAACUCCAACAAGGUGAGGUACAAAGAUAAAGAUGUUUUCCACCCCGCUACAGGGUUCCAGGGAAGAUAUAUUCGCUAUGGUAUCCGAGAACAUGCCAUGUGUGCGAUAUCGAAUGGGCUUGCUGGAUUCUCUCCCGGAGCAUUCAUACCCGUGACUGCCACGUUUCUCAUGUUUUACAUAUAUGCAGCACCUGGAGUUCGCAUGGGUGCCCUUUCCGGGCUUCAGGUAAUUCACUGCGCUACUCAUGACUCUUUCGCUGAGGGUCAAAAUGGGCCCACACAUCAGCCCGUUGAGCUCGAUUCACUAUAUCGAGCCAUGCCCAAUCUUACAUAUAUUCGUCCAAGCGAUGCAGAGGAGGUUAUAGGAGCAUGGCAGUAUGCAAUCACGAACUCCCACAGCUCGACCAUGAUAUCCGUUGCUCGUGAUCCUACUGGACCCAUUUCGAACACGAACAGACACAAGGUCUCCAACGGAUGCUAUGUUAUUCAAGAACACGAAAACGCAUGCAUCACCCUCGCUAGCUGUGGAUCAAAUUUGCAUUAUACUCUUGCUGCAGCCAAAAUCCUAGGGGAUAGAGGCUUCCCAGCUCGAGUCGUUAGCGCGCCCAGCUUGGAUAUCUUUGCCUUGAAAGAUACUGAGUAUCAGAGAUCGGUGUUUCCUAUCGACGGUAAGCCAAUUGUCAGCAUCGAAGAAUAUGUGCCGACUGUAUGGGCGCGCUAUGCCACAGCAAGCAUUGGCAUGAGCACUUAUGGCUACUCGGCUUCAAACAAGAGCAACUACCGGCGGUUUGGGCUGGAUUCUGAGGGCAUCGUGGAUAAAUGCCUCGGAUACUUGAAGCAGGUUGGGAAAGCCAAUGCACGCACCUUUGGCUGGCAGCAGCUUUGA